AUGCUUAUUAUUCUCAAAAUCCUACAGAUUUUGGAAGGAGUAAAACAGCAAAUUUUGCCUAGUUCACACCCAGCAUCAGUGAGAGUUUCAAGAGUAGUUCAUCGUAUCCUCACUGCUAACAGCGACAUUGAAGAAGUGAGAAGAAAGACGUGGAAUGUUGCAGUUAUUGAGAGCUCUCUUGAAAAUGCAUUUGUGUUACCUAUUGGUUAUGUCUUUGUUUUUACUGGAAUGUUAAAACUAUGCAGCAAUGAUGAUCAACUUGGCACAAUUCUUGCUCAUGAAAUUGCUCACUGCAUCCAAAACCAUGGGGCUGAGAAUGUGAGUUUUGUUCAUCUGCUAGAUUUGCUCUCAAUUAUUAUCAUUGCUGCUAUCUGGGCUGUUCUUCCUAGUGAUAGCAUCUCCGUUCUUACUCAUUGGCUCUAUCAAAAAUCCAUUCAAAUAUUUCUACAACUUCCAUACAGCAGAAAAAUAGAAACCGAAGCAGAUAAUGUUGGGCUACAACUUGCUGCUAAAGCUUGCUUUGAUGUGCGUGAAAGUAGUGCCUUUUGGUCCAAGAUGGCAAUUUUAAAGAAUACUUUUGGAUCAAAUUCAGAGAUCGAAUUUUUGUCAACCCAUCCAAGUCAUGAAAAAAGAUCAGAGUAUUUAGAUGGUUUAAUGGAGGAAGCACUGAAGAUCCGGACUGAAUCUGGAUGUCCAAGACUCAGAGCUACAGAUCCUAGAAUGGAUGUUGAAGAUGUUGCAAAAGCUUUGGAAGUUGCUAGGAAAGCUUUGAAUGAUAAUCCUAAGCCUGUUUUUGUGUAUGCUACUACAUGACUUUGAAAACUGUAAAAUAAUAGUUUAUUAUUAAAAAAUAUAUAUAUUUUAAAGUAAUGAUUUUUUACAAAUAUGUUGAUGCUGCAAUAUGUUGUGAUAUUUAGGACAGUGAAAUGUUUACUUGUGUGUAAAUUGCC
Uloborus diversus is the source of this 950-nucleotide messenger RNA. RefSeq names its product metalloendopeptidase OMA1, mitochondrial-like. Gene Ontology annotation, biological process: protein quality control for misfolded or incompletely synthesized proteins; mitochondrial protein processing. The record is from RefSeq and is a predicted model, not a curated record. Gene Ontology annotation, molecular function: metalloendopeptidase activity. Gene Ontology annotation, cellular component: mitochondrial inner membrane. Lineage: Eukaryota; Metazoa; Arthropoda; Arachnida; Araneae; Uloboridae.